Molecule: messenger RNA, 582 nt
Organism: Giardia duodenalis
Lineage: Eukaryota; Fornicata; Diplomonadida; Hexamitidae
Exons: 1
Coding region: 1-582 (193 amino acids)
Source: RefSeq, a predicted model, not a curated record
AUGCCUCUAGAGAUAUCUGGUCGCUUUGCCCCUGUUCGGCCUCCUCCCUAUUAUACAUUGGUGAAUGAGGACACUCCUCCCCCAGCUCUCCCGGAUGACCCUGGGAUCAUACGCCUGAUUCCAGAGGAUCUCAGAUCCGUUGAGCUCCUUCGGGCAAAUGAUUCUACUUUGAUAUCGCUCCGUACUGAUCCGGAACUGCUCAGAGACGAAUUUCUGGAUGUUGUGGAUGCCUAUCUUGCGGAAAUGGUCUUAGCGUUUGAUAGCUUAUAUAUGCUGGGGGACAUUAGCAACAAACGAAACACUCAGAUUUCACAGCUCAAAGCGCGCCUCUUGGCUCGCAGGGACGACCUUUGUGCAAUGAUAGACAAGCUCAGGAUACUCCAGGCGAUAACGAACACCGAACAGGCACUGACCGGCAUAAUUGAGCAGAAGAGACAGACCAUCCAUUUACUGCGGGAGCAGAGGCGAAGGAUACUAGAGGAAAUGCCGGAAAGGUCCUUUGAAGAUAAGGAGCUCCCAUCACGAUUUUGCCCAAAUGAAGGGCAGUUCAUUUCGAGUAAGCAUCCUUCACCAUCCCCCUGA